AUGCGGCUGGCAGCUGUGCCCAGACUCCUCGUGUCUCCCUUUGACAGGGGCAUUUGUGACCACAGCACACGGACGUCUGCUGAAUCCCAGAGACUGAAAAUACUUCUGUCUGGUGUCAACAGGAAGAAGGAAAAAGAAGUGGAAGCAGAGAAAAUAAUUCAUGAAGAGAAAAGUGAACCCAGCCUGAUCUGUCCCCCACCACGCAGCAGAAGCUAUCUUCCUCCAGCAGAUAUACAGAGCUGCCUUGAGUCUCACAUCAGGGAGAUUUUUGGAUCUUCACUGCCUGAUAAUUGGCAGCAGACACCCCUCAAAGAAAAUAGGUUAAAGUAUCGCCUCCUUGCUCAGCUGGCAGCAGAACUUGGUCAUGCUAUCCCCAAUUCACAGCUCCACCUGAUGUGUAGUGCUGGGGAUGUCUUGAAUUUCUACAGCACUCCUGUGAAGGAUGUGUCCAAGUUUGAUGAACUGUGUGCUGCAGAGCUACCCCCAAACAUGAAGAUUACCUGGGAGAAGUGAGUCGCACCACAAGGCAUCCCUUUGCUUUGCUUGUGUUCCUGAGGCAGGACUGCAGAGCAGAAGCAGAGCCCUUUCAUUGUGGUAGCAACCGAAUAUAGGAAUAUCACUAAUAAAAGUUCUCUUAGUUGUUCUUGGG
Molecule: messenger RNA, 649 nt
Organism: Athene cunicularia (burrowing owl)
Lineage: Eukaryota; Metazoa; Chordata; Aves; Strigiformes; Strigidae
Gene: MRPL50
Product: mitochondrial ribosomal protein L50
Exons: 2
Coding region: 1-513 (170 amino acids)
Cellular component (GO): mitochondrion; mitochondrial large ribosomal subunit
Source: RefSeq, a predicted model, not a curated record